Molecule: messenger RNA, 746 nt
Organism: Raphanus sativus (radish)
Lineage: Eukaryota; Viridiplantae; Streptophyta; Magnoliopsida; Brassicales; Brassicaceae
Product: early nodulin-like protein 17
Exons: 2
Coding region: 113-535 (140 amino acids)
Cellular component (GO): plasma membrane
Molecular function (GO): electron transfer activity
Source: RefSeq, a predicted model, not a curated record
UCGGUGUAAAUAGAAGAUCUCGAGAUUAUCUGUACUCACUAUGAAAACCCACUAGUCCACCUCUAAAUCACAAGUCCACUAGAGGAGACAGAGAGAGAGAGAGAGAGAAAAGAUGGCGAGAUUCACGGUGUUGAUUGCGGCAGCAGUACUUGCUUUUCUAGUGGCAGCGCCGGUGCCGGAAGUGACGGCAAAGAAGUAUUUAGUUGGCGACAAAAAGUUUUGGAAUCCAAACAUCGACUAUACCACCUGGGUUCAGGGAAAGCAUUUCUACCUUGGAGAUUGGCUCUAUUUCGUGUACUACAGAGACCAACACAACAUUCUUGAAGUAAACAAGACCGACUACGAGAGAUGUAUCUCCGACCAUCCGAUCCGAAACUAUACACGUGGAGCUGGGAGAGACAUUGUCCCUCUCAAUGUCACCAAACAGUACUAUCUACUUGACGGAAGGGGUGGUUGUUUUAAAGGCAUGAAGCUCACUGUUACAGUCGAGAACCUUCCUCCUCCACCAAAAUCUGCACCUGUCAAAGAGCACUAGAUCAGUUUCACAUGACAAGAGUUUAAAAACAUCAGUUGAUUGUUUGCCUCUCUUGUCGUGAUAUUCAUUUCCGUGGAUGAUCUUGUUUCAUGAUUUGUUGUGUUUUGUUGCUAUGGUUUACUUUCUUUUUGUUUUAGCAUAAGACGUGAAUUUCAAACGCCUAAAAAUAUGGAUCUACCUAUUAUAAUGAUAUUUCUUGCUGGUUUGUUUA